This is a messenger RNA of Hibiscus syriacus, 294 nucleotides long. RefSeq lists its product as uncharacterized. NCBI's taxonomy places the organism in Eukaryota, Viridiplantae, Streptophyta, Magnoliopsida, Malvales, Malvaceae. The transcript is spliced from 2 exons. The annotation marks the transcript as partial. The record is from RefSeq and is a predicted model, not a curated record.
UCGAAGGUCGUUCUUCAAGAUUUGGAGCCAAAACACCCUGCAGGUGGAGAAAAUGUAGUUGUGGUCUACACUACAACAUUGAAAGGGAUCAGAAAGACCUUUGAGGAAUGCAACACGGUGAGAUCCAUCAUCGAAGCUAAAAGGAACAAAAGAAAUGAAAACUGUGGAGGGGUGAGAUUUGUGAUGUGCAAACAAUGCAAUUGGAGCUUCAAGGUUUUGGAUAAAGAACAGAAGAAGAUAAUGUGUGGUGAGUGCAAUGAAAAUGGAUUGAUACAAUGUCCUAUUUGUUGCUGA